CUAGUACGUACGAUCUUUUAUAGCAACAUUGCUGGCCGUGCACUACUCAUCCUUUCUCUAUUUUUCUAUACAAUCACAAAAACACAUAAACAGAGAGAGAGAGAGAGAGAGAGAGAGAGAGAGAGAGAUAUGGAGGAGAGAAUUAGCAAAGUAUGUGUAACUGGAGCUUCUGGGUAUAUUGGAUCGUGGCUUGUGAAGAAGCUGUUGGAAAAAGGCUACCAGGUUCAUGCCACAAUCAGAAACUUGGGAGAUAAGUCCAAGUGUGGGCUAUUGAAGAACAUUCCAGAAUCAGAAGGAAGGCUCUCUCUGUUUGAGGCUGACAUAUAUGACUCCAAAUCUUUUGAACCAGCAAUCAAAGGUUGUGAUUUUGUUUUCCUUGUGGCCACUCCACUCCAGCACAGCCCCUGCAGCUCUCAGUAUAAAGACACCACAGAAGCUGCGGUUGAUGCGAUCCACACAAUCCUACGGUUGUGCGACGAAUCGGGUUCGGUGAAGCGGGUCAUCUACACGGGCUCAGUCACGGCCGCUUCCCCCUUGAAAGAAGAUGGCACCGGAUUCAACAACUUCAUCGACGAGUCAUGCUGGACUCCGCUCGAUGUCUCGUACGCUCACUCCGAGGAUCACGAGAAGGCCUACGUAUCUUCGAAAACCCUUUCGGAAAAGGCCGUGCUAAGCUACAACGACGACAGACGAUCAAAAGGGUCGAAACUGGAGGUGGUGAGCCUAGCAUGCGGCCUCGUCGGCGGCGGCGACACGAUCCUUCCGUAUACGCCGUUGAGCGUACGCGUCAUCGUCGCGCCGCUGACGGGCGAGGAGAUUUGCCACAGGCAACUGAUGUUCCUGCAGGCAUUGCUAGGCUCGGUUCCGUUGAUUCACAUUGAUGAUGUCUGUGAGGCCCACAUUUUCUGCAUGGAGAGGCCUUCUAUUGCUGGUAGGUUCCUUUGUGCUGCAGGUUACCCUGCAAUGCAAGAGUGUGUGGACUACUUUGUGAAGGAGUUUCCGGGGAUCAAAUUGAUCAUUAAAGAGGUCGAAGGAGAGGGAGCAAGAGUGGAGCCUAAAUCACAAAAACUCGUGGAUUUGGGGUUCAGAUAUCGCUACAGCGUGGAGGAAAUAUUAAACGAAAGCGUGAGAUGCGCCCGGAAGAUGGGGAGUCUUAAGAAAAUGGACUAGGAGAUGAUCGUACACAUUCAUUUUAUGAACAUUCAUGAAUCUGUUUAUGUUAGAAAAUUGUCUACGGAAAAUGAUUGUGAUUUGUGUUUAUGUUGCAGUGUAGACGCAUUAUGUGUGGAUGUUGUUCUCUUUUUCUUUUAUUGAGCGAAAAGUUGUUUGUUAUC
Ananas comosus (pineapple) is the source of this 1334-nucleotide messenger RNA. Its product is annotated as anthocyanidin reductase ((2S)-flavan-3-ol-forming)-like. The transcript is spliced from 5 exons. Lineage: Eukaryota; Viridiplantae; Streptophyta; Magnoliopsida; Poales; Bromeliaceae. Gene Ontology annotation, biological process: steroid biosynthetic process. Bases 130 to 1170 code for a protein of 346 amino acids. Gene Ontology annotation, molecular function: 3-beta-hydroxy-Delta5-steroid dehydrogenase (NAD+) activity. The record is from RefSeq and is a predicted model, not a curated record.